AUGCAUACAGGUAUCGCUUGGGACGCCGCUUUAAGCUUCAAAGAGCGAAUCGAUUCGUAUACUGCAUCUUCCGCGUUUUUUGAGGCCCUGAUUGAGGCGGGAGUUAAGAACUGCUUCGUCAACCUUGGGUCGGAUCACCCCAGCAUCCUCGAGGCUAUCCUCCAGGGCCAGCAGGACCACCCCGACACCUUCCCCGCAUAA
Parascedosporium putredinis is the source of this 201-nucleotide messenger RNA. Lineage: Eukaryota; Fungi; Ascomycota; Sordariomycetes; Microascales; Microascaceae. The record is from the annotation of a GenBank genome assembly.